UCGCGGACCCCGCUCGCUCGGGAUUCACGCCCGCGCCGUCUGCGUGCGUAUACGGCUUCGUGUCGGCGGCGCAGACAGCCUCGCCUCAAACCCAUUUUCCCAGAUUACAUAAACUGCAAAACAGAGCUGCGAAAAAAAAAGAAAGAGAACUGAGUUCGUUACAGAUUGAUGACUGCGUAUACUUGUCAAGUAAAACCCCGAUGUGGCGAGGCCACUCUCGAAAACUCAUUCGGCAGACCGGACGACAUCGUUGCCGCGGAGACGCUUGCGAAUCACGUGCGGUGUAACAACUCGUUCGUACACGCCGUAUUCCAAGCGCAGUUCCGGUCUAGUCUGACCUGUCCGAGAUGCCACCGGCAGUCGAACACCUUCGACCCCUUUCUGUGCGUGUCGGUGCCGGUGCCGCAGAAUCAUCGGCAGAUGAAUCUCUACGUGAACGUUCUCUACACGUCGCAGCAGCCGCGGCAGGUCAAGAUCGGCGUGAGCGUGAAUCAGGCGGCCAACGUGCGGGAGCUACGAGAGAUCCUGGCCAGCGACACCGGCGUGGACGAGAAUCACAUGCUACUGACCGAGAUCCACGACGAAGGAUUUCACAGAACCUUCUCUGACUGUCAGCCUCUAUCCGUGAUUAUGGAAAACGAUCCACUUUACUGCAUCGAGCUGCCGCAAUUGAAAGAGCCUACGGAGCAAGCGUACAUCCUGUUGGUUUGGAUCAACGUUCUCGUGAAGGGGGAUCUGAGGCAACGUUUCGGCAGCCCGUACACGAUGCAGGUGUCACGCGAGACGUCCUACGAGGAUCUGCAGAAGCUCCUGCUCAAAGAGAUGCAUAGCACGUUAGCGGACGACGUUCUCACGACCAGCCAGAGUCCGGGGCUCUUCAACAUCCGUGUGGCGGAUCCGGCGGCGACGCCGAUCCAGGACGAGCAUCCCUGUAUCGAUCCCUGCGUGGAGCAUCCGCUUUAUACGGAGCAGAUCGAGCAAGCGUUGGCUCUUUGUGCCGACGACUCGGGUCCACAACAUGUGAAGCUGAUCCUCGAGUGGGAUGAGGCCACCAAAUCCAAUAUUAUACAGGACGACAGCGAUCAGAUCGAGGAGCACGCCAGUGUGAAACAGUUGAAAACUAAUUCCGAACUGGGCGGCGCGGUCACCCUGGAGGAAUGUUUCGAUCUAUACACGCGGGCGGAGAUACUGGGCGCGGAAGACGCGUGGCAUUGCCCCUACUGCAACAAGAAGCAAGAAGUCGUAAAAAAGCUAGGUCUCUGGUCACUACCCGAUAUAUUAGUCAUACACUUGAAAAGAUUUCGUCAGCAGUCUAAGCAACGGUCAACGUCCAAGCUGACUAUGCUGGUGGACUUUCCUUUGUACGGCUUCGACAUGACGCCACAUCUCGCUCACAAUGGCGUUCAGACGACGCAUAACAAUGUCACCAGCUUGGGCGGCCUGGGAUGGUCGCCCUGGAAAAAACCGCGACCGCGGCAACACAAUAUCCCCAAGUACGACGAGAAUGUCUACGAUCUCUAUGCGAUAUGCAAUCACCAUGGGCAGGAUCUGCAGGGCGGGCAUUACACGGCGUUUUGUAGAAAUCCGUAUGAUACGCAGUGGUACUGUUUCGACGACACGCGCGUAGAAGCAGUGAAUGACACGAAUCUGAUCACGAACGCGGCGUACAUGUUGUUCUACCAGCGAAGAGGCCUGUCCAAUAACUCCACGGGAAAUUCGUCCGCGGCGUCCACGAGCUCGACUGGUUCCGGUCUGGAUCACUGGGUGUCGAAAAUGCCGCCGUUUUAUUUCAACAACAAGAGCACUAGUGACGUAACGAACAACAAGCAAAGUAAAUCGCAAGAGAUACUAUGCCAGGAGAAGAUUGUCGAGGAGAAGAACAUGACCAACUUCACCAGAGGCUGCGGCAAUUACGCGACUCUGCAGCCGAAGAAGAGAAACGCGGCGACGGAAACUGAUAUUGGGCAGAUCGAUCACUACUCAGAUGACGAAGCACCUUGCAGAAGAGAAUGGGCCUCUCCGAAACCUAUGCGAAAGACCUCAUCCAUCACACUGACGCCACACAUACCGCCAGCAAUAAUUCAGACUGCUAGCAGUGAUCCAAAUACAACGGUGAUACACGAAUCCACGUUGUAACACACGAUAUAAGCCAGACUUCUCCGUCUGGCUCGAGCGAU
Molecule: messenger RNA, 2177 nt
Organism: Temnothorax curvispinosus
Lineage: Eukaryota; Metazoa; Arthropoda; Insecta; Hymenoptera; Formicidae
Product: ubiquitin carboxyl-terminal hydrolase 31-like
Exons: 4
Coding region: 169-2136 (655 amino acids)
Biological process (GO): protein deubiquitination
Molecular function (GO): cysteine-type deubiquitinase activity
Source: RefSeq, a predicted model, not a curated record